AAAACCUUAAUAAUUUACCAGAAAUAAAGAAAAUAAAACCCUAAAAUCAUUCUCCUUUUAGCAGUGACCAUUUCUGAGAAACCCUUCAUCAAGUUCGAAAUUUCCCUAAAAACAUUCAAUCAUCUGAGACAUUUAAGCUUCCCUCUCAGCCCAACUGAGAUGCCCUUAUUGAAGUAUGCAGAAACUUCUGCGCCUAAACCAUUCAGGCCGCCCCCUUUUAUGCGCUAAGUUUUCUACUGCUUACUCUUACUCCUUACCCAAACUAAAUUUGAGCCCACUUCCCAAAAUGCCGCUAACAGCAGCCGCAACGAGUGGUGCCACCGCUUUCGCCGUCUCGGUAUCGGUUUCUAGAAAACCCACACACUCUUCUGCUUUUAACUUCCGCUGUUGCUCCGUGGGAACCAAAUCGCCUCUGUCGAGGGCGUGGGUGGUGUUGAAGGAGGGACGGGCGUGGUGCCACACGGUGGCCCUGGAGGGCGAGAACAUUGAGAAGGUGACGAGUGAGGAGAAGAGCUUGAAGGUGCAUAAUAGAAGACAAAAGAGCGAAAUCGGGUUACAAGGGAACCCAGAUUUGCUGACGAUUCCGGGAGUGGGUCCUAGGAAUUUAAGGAAGCUUGUUGACAAUGGAAUUGGACGAGUUGCAGAACUCAAGCAGCUGUACAAGGAUAAGUUUUGGAAGGCUAGUGGGAAGAUGGUGGAGUAUUUACAGAGUUCAGUGGGAAUUAUUCACAAAAAUCAUGCUGAGAGUAUAACGACUUUCAUUAAAGAGAGUGUGGAUGAAGAACUGAAGGAUUUGAACUCAGAUGAUAAGCCCACUCCAAAGAAAAGAAUCACUCUUUGUGUUGAGGGAAAUAUAAGUGUUGGGAAAACUACGUUCCUUCAGAGGAUAGCAAAUGAGACACUCGAGCUUCGUGACCUUGUUGAGAUUGUUCCUGAGCCUGUUGAUAAGUGGCAGAAUGUUGGACCUGACCACUUUAAUCUAUUGGGUGCUUUUUAUGAUGAGCCAGAAAGGUAUGCCUAUACCUUCCAGAAUUAUGUAUUCGUUACAAGGGUUAUGCAGGAGAGGGAGUCAUCUGCUGGAAUUAAGCCACUCAGGUUGGUGGAGAGGAGUAUUUUCAGUGACAGGAUGGUCUUUGUCCGAGCUGUUCAUGAAGCAAAAUAUAUGAAUGAGAUGGAGAUCAGCAUCUAUGAUUCAUGGUUUGAUCCUGUUGUAUCAGCCUUGCCCGGUCUCAUCCCAGAUGGCUUCAUUUAUCUUAGGGCAACCCCUGAUACUUGCCACAAGAGAAUGAUGCUGCGGAAGAGAGAAGAAGAGGGUGGAGUCUCCCUAGACUACCUUCGUUCCUUGCAUGAAAAGCAUGAGAGCUGGCUUUUCCCCUUUGAAAGUGGUAAUCAUGGGGUUUUAUCUGUCAGUAAGCUCCCUCUCUCCAUGGACAAUUCUUUACAUCCUAAGAUAAGAGACCGUGUAUUCUAUCUAGAGGGUGCUCAUAUGCAUUCCAGUAUUCAGAAGGUUCCUGCUUUAGUUCUUGACUGUGAACCCAACAUUGAUUUCAGCAGAGAUAUUGAAGCAAAGAAGCAGUAUGCCCGCCAAGUUGCAGAGUUUUUCGAAUUUGUGAAGAAAAAGAAAGAUCAACCUACUCAACCUACUGAUGGUGUAAAAGGGAUCCAACCACAAGUCUUGCUACCCAACACAGGUGGAUUUUGGCUACCGAAUGGCAAACAUUUCCCAGAGUCCGCCCUCAAAUCUCUGGACUUUAGACGAGCCAUGUCAGUCAUGUCUAGCCAGCAAUGAAGUUGUUAAUUGCCCCUUUUUCUCAACCCAAAUUCAUGUGAAUAGGUACCUGUUUGUUAGAUGUGUUUGUAGGAGCUAUCUAGUUCUCAUGUGAAUGUAAAAAAGUUAACCCUUAACCUUUAGAGAUGUAGAAAGAUUUGUUAACAAGUGAAUGCUCUGAUGAUCUGCUGAUUUUUUGUGAAAGUUAUUUACUGUUAUCAUGUUCUAUAAAUUCCUGUUUUGUGGUA
Mangifera indica (mango) is the source of this 2016-nucleotide messenger RNA. RefSeq lists its product as uncharacterized. NCBI's taxonomy places the organism in Eukaryota, Viridiplantae, Streptophyta, Magnoliopsida, Sapindales, Anacardiaceae. Bases 176 to 1789 code for a protein of 537 amino acids. Gene Ontology annotation, cellular component: cytoplasm. Gene Ontology annotation, molecular function: deoxynucleoside kinase activity. The record is from RefSeq and is a predicted model, not a curated record. The transcript is spliced from 5 exons.